AGAAAAAAAGAUUGCCCCGUUAACUCCUGCGGGUCAAGGUGCUUUGAAAUCAGGAAGUAAACUGUGGUGUUUGUUAUUAUGUCUCUUAUAAACCUUCUGGCGGAUUUUGACCUGAUGAUCUAACCUGUUACCAAAAGAAAUACGGUAUCCACUACAAGAUAUUUGUGAUGUGAUCUCAAGCAUUGAAGCUCAACUACAAAAAUGCCUGAUCAUCUUCAUCCCGUUCAACAGUUGUUCCUUGCCAUGGAAAUGGUCCCCAUGGAAGAUCAUGCUAGCAACAACAAUAACCAGAAUUCACUCUGGCAACUUCGAGAUAGACUUUUCCAAGUACUCUUUGAAAGGGCUACUCUUAGUUAUGCUUCAAUUUUUCCUCCAGGUGUUCGAAAACUCAUGGAAGUAGGAUUAUUAACUCUUGCUGUGAUAUCUCUUUUUAUCCUUGUAUAUGUUCACUUUGCUUUUGUGAAAACUCCAGUAAAUUGUCUUGAGAAAGAAAUUCGUACAUGGUCCAGGGAGGGUGUGCUCAGGAUAGAAAUUUCUACUGAAGAAACGACGACACAAAGAUUUAAUCUUUCAAUAUUCUACAAUAAUAGCAUAGCGAGCCAUUUAGACAGAAUACGGCAGGAACAAAAAACUUACUAUGAGCUAUUAAGAAAGAAGAAAGCCAUGCAGAGAGCUAUGCAGAAAGCUGCACAGAAUGCCAUGCGGGAGGCUGUACUGAAUAAUAACCAGAUUGUGAUGCCAUUGAAUAAAAUUUCGGAAUUAAAGAAGAAGUCGGAUGAAGAUUUUGCAAUGGAGUUUUUAAAAGCUUAUAGAAAUCCAAUCUUUGUUAAUGGAACAAUUCUUAACAAAAAUAGUAUUUCUGAUCCAGACUGUUUUACACCAUUGACGACUACUAUAUCCGAGACAGAAUAUUUCGAAAAUAAAGUGUGGCAUUUUGAUAAGUAUAUAAUUGAAUACUCGUUGGAAUAUGGAUUCUUACGACUAUCUCCUGGUGCUAGACAAAAUACGUCAGUUAAAGUACAUACUGUUAUUUUAGAUCCACUUAAGCAUAAAUGUUUUGGGAAUGAGUUUAGCCGAUUCCUUUUGCAACACGUCUUGGGGUACAAUGAUAUUUUAAUGGGUAGUUUAAGGUACUUGGUUGAUAGAGAUCAAAGCAAAGGUUUUGUGAGGAAUGUUAUCACUGGAGACCAGUACCGAUUUGUAGAUAAAAGUGCGACAUGGACAGCAUAUUUGUCAGCAGCAGUUUUUAUGAUUAUCUUUACUCUCUCAGUUUCUAUGCUGCUGAGAUACUCUCAUCAUCAAAUAUUUAUCUUUGUGGUUGAAUUACUCCAUAUUAUGGAAGUGAAUACCGUUACAUUUCCUGCUGCUCCUUUACUGACUGUUGUUUUGGCCUUAGUUGGCAUGGAAGCUAUCAUGUCUGAGUUUUUCAAUGAUUCAGUGACUGCUUUCUACAUUAUAAUCAUUGUAUGGAUGGCUGAUCAGUUUGAUUCUAUAUGUUGUCGCACUGCUGUUUCGAAAAAGCAUUGGUUAAGGCUGUUCUAUUUGUACCAUUACGCCUUCUAUGCUUACCACUAUCGCUUUAAUGGUCAGUACAGUUUCUUGGCCCUGGUCACGUCCUGGUUAUUCAUUCAGCAUUCCAUGGUUUAUUUCUUCCAUGAGUAUGAAUUGCCAGCCAUUUGGAAUGCAAUGGAGAAUGAAACAGAUUAUGAUUCGGAUGGAUCCUACAGUUUCGAUAACUACUUGCUUCCAUCAGACGGUUCUCUCGCGGAUGAUGAGGAUGAUUCUAAUUUUCAGGAAACCUCCGCACCUAGUCAGGAGUCCAGUUUCGAUGAUAAUAUUCCAACCUCCUCUGAGGUGACUGAUAGUGGAGAUACAUCUUAUUCGCACUCAAGUAUUUCUGUUGCCAAGAGAAGAUAAGUGAACAGUGCAAGAGGAAACGGGUCAGCUGUGUAAGGAAAUUUGCAUGCUGUUGCAUGAGCCAAGAAGCAAGUCAUUUAUAUUGCAAAAAUUUAUUUAUUAUCUUUCCAUUUGAUGAUGAAAGUUAUGUUAUUGCAUGUAGAGCUGGGAUUGUGGAUUUUAAAAGUUCUUUAAUGGUGGUUAUCAAAUCAGUGUAAAGAUAGUAUCGUUUUUAUGUUCAUAUAUCUCUGCGGGGUAUAUUUUUUAAGUCAAUAAAUUUGCAUGAUCUUGUGCAAUUUGAUGUUUUUAAAGUUCAUGUGUUGAUGUAUGUAAAGUGUUUAAUUUAUUCUAUAUGUAUAUAAAUACUCAAUUUAUAUAUAUAAUAUAUAAAACUGGCUUAAAAUUGACUGAAAAAAAAUGAAGCCAGAAGUUGAAUUGAAGCCACUUUUUAAGCUAUCAAAUAAAGUAUUUAAUCAUUACAAAGUUAUUAUUAUUGGCUCAAAGAGUGCAGAUCAGAAAAGUUAGACUUUAAUGAAGAAAAAUUCAAUUUUUAAUUUAAAAAAUAUUAGUUAUGUUUUAAGAGUUUUUUUUUUAUAUAUUAUUUUUUUAAAGUUUCAGAAAAGUUUUAUUUAAAAAAAAUAUAUUUUUAAUUGGUCAAGGAAUUAGCAUUAUCAAUUGGCCAAGGAAAAAUUCCUAUCUGAUACUUGAAUUAGCAGAAUUGAAAGACCCAUUAUGGUGAUGCAAACUUCUGCUGUGCUAAUGUCAGUAAAAAAUUUUUUAGUCUUAUUAAAAUGGCAUUUACAUAAAUUUGCAAUGAUUUAAUUGCAAAUUUUCUUCGGACUUUGUUAGUUUUAUCUAUUUCUUUGACAUUCCAAUUCAUUUCAUUUGAGAUAAGCCAAUAAUUACAUUAACUCUAGACUAUCUUUAUUCAGUUGUCUUCCCUUUUUGAUCAGAAUAUUUUCUUGAUUUGAAUAUACUACAGGAAAUCGGCUACUGAAAAUGCACUUAAUAAAGUAAUCAAAAAAUAUUUCAUUAAAAUCAAUCACUCGGUUAUAAAAUAAUGUUAAUAUUUUUUGUUCAGAAUUAAUCUUACCAUUUUGAUCUGAUUCCCUGAUAUUUGUAAUCAAUAAAAAUGAGUUAAAUCUACUGAAUAAUAUUCAAUAUACUGAAAUGUAAAUAUAUUUUUGUUACAAGAAAUGUGUUCCAUUCUUAUUUUUUGUAUUAAAAAUAAAUUUCCUAUUCCAACUGUUUGUUAAUUUAUAGAAUAAUAAUUUUUUUUUGAUAUUUUAGUUUUUAUGUAAUAGUUUAACUGGAAUGCAAAUAUUUGAUUUUAAAAUGACAGAAAAAUUAAAUUUUUAUAUUAAAAAUUUAAGAUAUUUAAAAUUAUAGGGUAUCUGAGAAGACUUGAAUAUGUUGCAAAAUUAUGCAAUACAUGGAUAAAGAAACUAAAAGGCUUUACUGACUCUCCAUAGAGUUUUGAAAAUUAAUAUAUUUUUAUGUAAAAUCCCUUGAUUGUGUUGAAUGUGCUCAUUAUUUAAUUCAUGUCACGCAUAUUCAAAAGUCCAUAAAGUUUUGAAUUAAAUAGCAGCUCCGAUUGCUUUAAAUCCUUGAAAUGAAUGCAAGGUUUUUGAUACACAAAAUCUUUCAUUUAACCUCGCAUGAAGGAAUGUAAUCUAGAGAUCUUGCGACAUGUAUACUGAUUAAAAUUUUUUCAUACAGUGCUCAUCAGCCUGCACUUAGCCAUUUCUAUUGGAAUUCUGUCAAAUAACAAUAUUAUGAAGCAGAACCUUAGGAGCUAUAUUAAUAAUAUGUGAAAGAGCGAAAACCACCAUUUCUAGUUUGUUUAACAUCAUCAUGCAGUAUACAUAAGAUUUUCAGACACCCUAUAUCUAAAAUAAGAUAAAUCUUAAGACUUGAUAUGUAACUUUGUAUAAGAAUUCAUUAAAAAAUUUUCAAGUUGAAAUUUAUGAUAUCCUGAGUGUUUUUUAAAGGAUAUUUUACCUAAUAUAUAUUUAAUUUCAAUGCAUGCUAUGAGAUCUAAUUAUUAUUUUUUUAUAGUUCUGAAGGGGAUAUAUAUUUUAGUGCAUCUUUAAUCUAGAACUCUAGAUGUAUUAUUUUCCAUUUUAAAUCAAGAAAAUCCCAUGGCUAUUGUUUGUUUGUUGAAUUAGUUUCUAUUGAAACUUAAUUUCUUUGUCUUUUCAUGUAUUUAAUUGGGUCAUUCAUUGAAUUAUAUUUAUUUUGUUUCCAUAUAUAUGUUUACUAAGGAGCUCGAGUUUGAUAUGUUUUAAGAGCUUUAUGUUCUUUUUAAGAGGACAAUAGUUGAUUUAAUCUGUGUAUGGAAUGGAAAUUUUAGAUUUUUUUUUAAUCAAAUUGAGCUUUAUUAUUUUUAUAUGUUGUAUUUGUUUUCAUUUGCCGGUGAUUUAGUACCAAUAUUUAUUUAUAGAUUGCUAUUCUUUUUUCUUCCUUUUGAUUAGUAGUUGUAAUUGCAUUAAGUUGUUUCCUCCACACACACAUAUAAAAAAAAAUUGUAAAAUAUGAUUUUUUUAAAAAAAAUUCCAAAAUAAAUAUUUGUAACCAAUUAUUAUUAUUUUUUUUUACAUUCAUAUUUAUUCAUUUUAUAGGUAGAUUCUCCCUAAUUGAAAUAUUGCAUGACUCCUUUCUAUGUAUUAUAUGUGUGUGCAUAUACAUAUAUGUGUGCACUUCUUCAAGUGCAUAUUCAAUGCGAAUUUUGAAUGCAUUGAAAUUUUUUUAAGACUUAUAUGUUCAUACAAGCAAAUGCAAUUUUUAAAAAAAUAAAAAUGAAAUUAUUUGAUUGCAUAUUUAUUUUUUGAAACAUGAUUUACAUUAUACUUUUUUUGUAAAUAAUUAUUUUUUAUUUCAAAAUUUUUCAUAAGCAUUUAUUUCAAAAUGUGUUUAUUCUAUUCUAAAUCUGAGGUUUAUUUAUUAAAACAGAUGUUUUGAAAUAAUAAUUUUAUUUAAUUAUUUUAUUGUUCCUUAAUUUCAUAUAUUUAUAUAAUUUGUUAUUUUUGUUUUUUUAUGAAUUCGCAGGAUUAUUGGAAGUAAUAUUUUUUCUGCUCCCUCUAUAUUUUAUUUGAAUGAUGAAACUGAUGAGAUGAGUAAUUGAAUAGAGGCAACUGUUUUGCCUUUAAUCAGUUUAAGUACUUGCCCUUGAUGUCAGGCAUGUUUGGAGUGAGACAUUUUAAUUGUACUUCUUGAAAUAUGUUUAUUAAUUUUAUAAUGUAUUAUCACUGUUCUUUCAUAUUGUUCAUUAAUCCUCAUUGUUGAGUUUCAUUUUAAUGCAAUCGUAUCUGAUAUUACGUUCAAAAAGUUCCUGAACUAAUUUGUGUUGAAGUUUUUUUUCAAAUGUAAAUGAAUUAUGUCAAUUCCUACAGUGCGGAUGAAGAGCACCGUCUGACAGAUUAAUCAGAACUAAUUUCAUCCUUUUAAUAUAUAUGCGACAUAGAUAAGCUUGCUAUUUCAGGCAUUCGAAAUUUCCCUUCGUGGGGGAAGGCAUAUUUUUGGGUUCUCUGUCAUAAUACGUCACUGGUUCCUUCAAACCUAAGAUGAUUUGUCGAAACAUCAGGCUCCAAUACUUUUAUUACCAGUGUAUUUCCAAACUCGUCCUACACAGGUUUUUUUUUUUGUCUGAAGAAUUUAUGUAAGGGACAAGUAUAAUGAUGGAGGCACUGGAAGAGGCGAAAAAAGGAGGCUUGUUGACAAUGUUUACAUUUGCAUUUUUGCCAUUGUUUGUACAUAGCUGCACAAUAUAGUUACUUUGAAGUAAAAGCUGAAUAAACCGAUUUGAUCUGUGUUCAUUUUGCUGCAAUAAAAUGAACAAUUAACGCAAUAAAUAAAAUUUUUGGAACGUUAAAUUAUUAUUUUUUAUCUCUUUUUAUGCAGAGACCGCUUGCAUAUAUUCUGUAGUAUUCUAUGUUCCAGUUUGCAUGCAUUGUUUUUCAUAAAUUAAGAAAAAAAAUUGUUCACUCGCAAAAGAAAACGGCUAAUAGCUCUGUUGGUUUAAAAUGAAAUUGGCUGAACUGACCGUUUUGAGAAAAGUAAAUUCUGCUCGCUUUUGAGCAUAUGCUAUUCCUCUUUGAUAUCUCCAAAAUAGGGGAGAGAUCUAAAAUGGAAAGAAAAUUUAAGAUUGUGAUAGAAUUUCUCAUGUUUUUAUGGUUUGCUGUGUUUAUUGUCUACAGGAGCGUUCCUAAUCGAGACAAGUAAACAUCUGUAUCAUUUAACAUCUAAUUGCAUGUUGUCGGCGCCAACUUCACUUUCUGAUUUCUCAUGCAAAAUAUGCAGUUGAUUUCAAUAUUAAAUUGGCAUGGCACAUUUCAUAUAUAGUUGAAUGUUAGUUGAAAUUAAACAGGCUGAUUAAAAGGAAUCAAUUACCAUUCAUAGUUUUUGAGCUUAGUUUAUAUAUUUUCUAAUAUAUUUAUUGUCUUAAAGAAUUUUACACAGAAAAAUUGCCAUAAUAAUAAUAAAAUGUAAACUCUAUUGGGAUUUUAUUAUAGAAUUCAACAUGGGAAGGAAUUAAGAACAAAAGAAUGAGGGGAACAAUAAUUAAAUGUUUAAGGUUAUGAAAAAUGUUAUAUAUUAUGAUGAAUUCUUUUUGAAAUAAUAUUUAGUUACUAAAUGAUUGAAUGACUGCUAAAUUGAGAUCAGUAACUUGUAUAUUUAUUUUAAUUUAAAGAUAGUGCAGAAAUUAUUUUUCAUUUUUGACUGUAAAUGACAAAUCUUUGCUUAAUUUUUAAUUAAUAAAAUUUCUAAUUAAAAUUUCAAAAUUCCCCAGAAGGACACAUUAUCUAUUUCCAAAUCAUCGCUAAAGGAAAUCUGGUAUAUCCUGGGGUAUGCCAACAGAGAGACAAAUAUUCGAGUUAAUUGUUACUAAUAAAUGCAACUAGAACUUUGUUGUCUCAAAUUCAGUAAUUAAUACUCAUACUAAUAAAAGUUUUUUUUUUUUCCUUCCCGAUUUUCGAAUUCAAUUUCUUUGCGAGACUGACAACUUUUAUUACAUGAGUGAGUGAAUUUUUUCUCCUACUUUCUCUUCUGAUUAAUUUUUGAAAAAUAUUGGAAAAUAUUUUGAAUCUUUUACCUUUCUAUCAUAUUUUAAAAUGAAAAAUUUAGGAAUCGCUUGACUUCGACUUUAGCCAACACUCGGCAUUACCGUUAUUCUAUUUCUAAUGCCAAUCAUUAAGUUAAAUAUUUCCUCAUUUCACUGCUCUAAUGUAGGAAAAAUCUCGUAUUUAAUAAUAUUCUUUGAUUUCUUUAAAAAUUAAUUAUUAAAAUUUUUAUAGGUUUUUCCUGAUGUAUGGAAACUAGCCGUUUUCAUGCUAUUAAUAAGUACAAGGGAUUAUUUAUCUUUGUGACUUAAAAUCUUCGGUUAUAAUUUAUUUCAUUAAUAUUUUGUUGCUAGGUUACAAUAAAUUUGAAAAAAAAAAAAAAAACUUAAUGUUAUUAAAUCGCAAUGAAAAAAAAAUUCUUCCAGUUUUAAUACAUUUUAAAUUUUUAUUUUAGAAGUAUUUGCUUAUUUAUGUAUUUAUUUAAUACAUUAAUUAACUUUUUUUCUUGUAUUUUUCUAUAUGAUAUAUGAUUUUUAAAAAAUUCUUACUUUAAUCGCUACAGAUAAUUUACUUUUAAAUUGAAAUUAAAACUUGAACACAAUAAAAGUAAAAUGAUUCAAUGUUGAAGAAGGAAAAAAGUCUUUAGAAUCAUUUGUUUAAGUUUUUUAAAGAAAUGUUCUUGUGAAAAAUGUGAAAAUGAAAGAAGUAAUAUAUAAAAGAAUUGCCGAUUUGUUUCGAGUGUUUAUUUUAGAAAAGAAACAUGAAUGCGAUUAAUAGUAAUGUUAUUAAUGUUUUAUAUAAAGGGGGCGAAACUUAUUACAAAUAUUUGUAUUUGCAUUGCUUCAGUGUUAAUAUUGCAUGAAAAAAAUGCAUGCGUGAAAACGUAUUUGUUAUUCAUAAAAAACAACAUAUGUUUACUAUAGAUGUCUAAAUAUUUGUUCCUAUUUUGUUUUUAACUAGAUCUCUAUUGUUGUUAAAUUAUGUGUUCUAUUCGAAUUGUUGUAUAUUCAGAUGUAAAUCCGUUUUCUUAAAAUUCCAAAUUAAUUUUGUUGAAAUUAAAAAUUUUAAAAAAGUAUGUGUUCUCUAUUGUGAAUGUAUGCAAGAAAAUACUAAUUAUUGUUUUCGUUGUUAUUCGACUGGGUCUUUCUUUUGUGUCAUAUGUGUUGUAGAUGUAUUCGACGGUGUUUCAUCAUAGUUUCCAACUGUUCUAUAAAAAAAUGAAAGACUCUGGAUGUAAAAUUUGUUUUUCUAUGUUUGAAAAGGGCUUUCAAUAAAGACAAA
Argiope bruennichi is the source of this 8237-nucleotide messenger RNA. RefSeq names its product membralin-like. Lineage: Eukaryota; Metazoa; Arthropoda; Arachnida; Araneae; Araneidae. Gene Ontology annotation, biological process: positive regulation of ERAD pathway; response to endoplasmic reticulum stress. The record is from RefSeq and is a predicted model, not a curated record. Gene Ontology annotation, cellular component: endoplasmic reticulum. The transcript is spliced from 11 exons. The coding region runs from base 202 to 1917 and encodes 571 amino acids.